This is a messenger RNA of Gongylonema pulchrum, 258 nucleotides long. The record is from the annotation of a GenBank genome assembly. Lineage: Eukaryota; Metazoa; Nematoda; Chromadorea; Rhabditida; Gongylonematidae.
AUGAGUGCGAUUUACGACCGACCAGUGCCGCUGGGCAUCAAAUUGUGGACGCAACAGUGGUUUUUUAAACAGCUGCCUGGUGGCAAGCCCUUUGUCCGACACCUCAAUAGUCUGCACGACCAGAUAACGGUUGAAAAGUUUGAUUUCAUAACAAGCUUGAGCGCACGAGGUCUGUACGAUACAGCUGUGCUGUUGUUCAUUACAGCACCACCUCCGCAUCACCUGAAAUUCUUGAAACAGCUGUUAAUCCAUCUCUGA